This is a messenger RNA of Plectropomus leopardus (leopard coralgrouper), 1733 nucleotides long. RefSeq lists its product as uncharacterized. The record is from RefSeq and is a predicted model, not a curated record. Gene Ontology annotation, biological process: regulation of transcription by RNA polymerase II; cellular response to lipopolysaccharide. NCBI's taxonomy places the organism in Eukaryota, Metazoa, Chordata, Actinopteri, Perciformes, Serranidae.
CUUCCUCUUUUGCUACGUAUCAAUACUGACAACGCUAUUUGCUUUCCACAUCCUCAGCAGACAAACUUCGCUGCGUGUGCUUUUCAGCAUUUUGAAUUUCCUUUCAUGAAGAUCUGAAGACUUGAUCAGCCAUGGAUGGAGACGUGAUGUCUUUGUUGUCCUCCUCAUCAUUAUCAUCCUCAGCAGCCACAGGAACAGAGAAAGAUACUUCAGCAAAGAGUGACAGCAGCCUUCCUCAGAGCCAACAGGAUCACAAAUCAACUGAGGAAUUAUGGACAGAGGAUGUGAGUCCCGUGGGUGGCAGGCUGCUGUCCACAGAGGAGCAGGUCACUCUGAUCACUGAGAGUAUGACUGUCACCUCCACCGACCAGGAGAAACUGCUGCUGCUCAACAAGAACACUGAGCUUCGCAGAGUCAACAAAGAGCUGAUGAAGCUGAAUGAGGACUGGGACCAGGUGUAUCGCACAGCUACGCUGGGUUUACAGCACAGACUGGAGGCGCUGGAGCUCGAGAACACUGCCAUCAAACAGCUCAACAGCAGAUUGCUGCUCAAAGUCGAUCACCAGCAGAGUGCAAAGGAGUACUAUGAGCAGGCGUUGAUGCAGGAGCUGAAGAAGAACCAGGAGCUGCAGGAAUACAUCAGACUGGUGGAAAGCAGGAUGCACCACCCAGAUAGAGACUGUACACCUGCCAAACAGGGCAGCGUCAGUGCUGUGAUGUGUAGUCCUGUGUCCAGCCCCAGCACUAAUCCUCCCAGAGGUCCAGACCUGUCUUCUAGUCACAAUUCUGGAUAUAGCUCCUCAUCCUCCUUUUUCCCAGCUUCUUCCAGCCCAGAGGCAAGGCAGCAGGGAAAAAGCCAGUGUACCUCACUGGGAGCAUUGGGAGUCUCACAGCAAGAAGUGAAGGAUCUAAAAGAGCAGCUGGGGGCUCUGCAAUGCCAGCAGACCCAGAUUUAUGAAGCAGAAUAUCAGACAGAGCACAGUGAUCACAAGCACACGCUGCAGGAGAACCGCAGGCUGAGGAAGAAGCGCGAGGAGAUGCGCCAACAGGUGGCACUACUACAAGAGCAGCUCAAGGUUUACGAGGAUGACUUCAGACGGGAGCGGUCUGACAAACAGAUGCUGCAGCGGCUGUUGCUGAAGAAAACGCCUCCAAACAAGGACCCUGUGCUCAUCCACCGCUGCAAUAAUGAGCAGCAGCCAUCAGGGGGAGACAAGAGGACACAAAGUGGAGAGAAAAGAAAACAGCACCACCCACUCUGCCCCAAGCAUGCAAACAGGGACAAAGAGUUAAACUGAGGGUCAGAGAACAAAAAAGCAAACAUCAUUCACAGCCAAAUAAGUUUCAAAUAGUUUGUUUUAAAUAUAUGAAUUUAAACAUUUUUGCAGUUUUUAUUGUCCCUCAAACUCACUGACAGCACUUUUAUCAGAUUAAUGUAGACAAAGGAAUGAUACUAUUAAUGAAAACAGACCGACGCGUGCAAAUCUGAGGUCAAUCUGAGGCACAUAACUUGCUCUUUCAGGGUUCUGCCUAGUACCGUGUAUAAAAAAGAAAGGUUACAAUUUAGUUGUGGAUUAUAGUCACAGUUUUUUCUGUAUAUUACUUUCCAUAAUAGUAGCAGCUACCAAGUGUGGUACUUAUAUAUACUAUAUUUUACCUAUAUAUAUAUUUAAUAUAUCUCACAUUUCUUCCUCUAAUAAAUUGCUUUCUCUAAAGUUGAUGUUUGUUUAUUC